GAUACUGACACUCUCACUUUCACACCGCCACAUAGAAAUUUAGAAAACCAAAAGAAAAAGGAAAUAAAACUGAAAUCCCUGUCAUAAUAAUCAUAAUCGCAUUUUCCCAAACUUCUCGAUCUGGAUCUCUAUCUCCCUCCAUUUUCACAUCAAAACGCACUUUCUCGAAUAUUCUCACAAUAAUCACUUUUUCUGCUUCAAUUACUCCGAUAUGAGUUCCGCUGGUGACCUCCUCAGUGUCGAACCUCUCGAACUCACUUUCCCCUUUGAGCUGAAGAAGCAGAUCUCGUGUUCUCUUCAAUUGUCUAAUAAGACUGAUAGCUAUGUAGCUUUCAAGGUUAAAACAACUAAUCCAAAGAAGUAUUGUGUUCGUCCAAACACUGGAAUUGUCAUGCCAAGAUCUACCUGCGAUGUUAUGGUUACCAUGCAAGCGCAAAAAGAAGCUCCGGUUGAUAUGCAAUGCAAGGAUAAGUUUCUUCUUCAGAGUGUAAAGACCAAUGAUGGUGUCAGUCCGAAAGAUAUCUCUGCAGAUAUGUUCAACAAGGAGGCAGGGCAUGUGGUUGAGGAGUGCAAAUUGAGAGUGGUGUAUGUAUCUCCACCGCAACCACCAUCUCCAGUUGCAGAGGGUUCUGAGGAAGGGUCGUCGCCUAGAGGGUCUGUUUCAGAAAAUGGAAAUGUCAAUGGUCUUGACUUCUCACAAGGAACCAGAGGAUUUGCCGAACGAACCGAGGCUCAAGAAAAAUCUGCAGAGGCAAGAGCUCUUAUCUCAAGGCUGACUGAAGAAAAGAAUAAUGCAAUUCAACAAACUAGCAGGCUCCGCCAGGAACUGGAGUUGCUGAAGCGUGAAGGAAACAAAAAUCGUGGCGGAGUGUCAUUUAUCAUUGUCAUAUUAAUCGGCUUACUUGGCAUAAUCAUGGGGUAUCUCAUGAAAUAGACCUAAGCAUUUGCACUGUUUGAUUUCACCAUAGAUUUUCACCGUUCCUGACUGUUCAAGCAAUUGUGAUGAAAGUUAAAGUAGAUCAAUUCAUCUGGUGUUGGUUCUUUUUAUUUUUGCUUGUAAUUUUGGAAGUAGAGUACUUUAGGGGAAGUUUGUGGGUCUAUUGUUACUCUCAAUGUGAACUAACUCAUGCUUUGGGUGACAUGCAUUCUUUUUGUAACUUAAGAGGAAAAGUUUGUUGUUACUUUUGUGAUUCA
Messenger RNA from Trifolium pratense (red clover), 1194 nucleotides. Its product is annotated as vesicle-associated protein 1-2-like. Bases 212 to 934 code for a protein of 240 amino acids. NCBI's taxonomy places the organism in Eukaryota, Viridiplantae, Streptophyta, Magnoliopsida, Fabales, Fabaceae. Gene Ontology annotation, biological process: endoplasmic reticulum membrane organization. Gene Ontology annotation, cellular component: plasma membrane; endoplasmic reticulum membrane. The record is from RefSeq and is a predicted model, not a curated record. The transcript is spliced from 8 exons.